AUGCAGUGUUUGUGCACAUGCUUGAUGUGGGAGUUAUUGAUGCCUCUUCUCUUUUCCCCUUACAGGCAAGGUGAUAUGAACUUCCUGGUUCUCAAAACAGCACUGAUGUCGCUUGUCCUCCUUCUUUCUUCCCUUUACCUUUCCCAUGCAGUCAAAGUAUCAGCAGUAGAGGUCAACACGCCGGAGGAGAUGUUUGUGGAGAACGGGACGGAUGCGAAGCUCCCCUGCACGUUCACGUCCGUGGAGGUGAUCAGCAGCGCAGCGUCUGUGUCCUGGAGCUUUCAACCAGAGGGAGCUGCAACUCGGAUCUCAUUUUUCUAUUACUCUAAUGGAAAAUCAUACCCUGGAAAGGACAUACCAUUUAAAGACAGGAUCACUUGGGCUGGAGAUCUUAACAAGAAAGAUGCUUCUAUCACUAUAUCAAACAUGCAGUUCCGGGACAACGGCACAUACAUUUGUGAUGUCAAGAACCCACCUGACAUUGUUGUCAAACCAGGAGAAAUCCGAGUUAGAGUUGUGGAGAAAGACAGCCUGCCUGCGUUCCCCAUUGCCACGGUGGCAGGGAUAGCCAUCGGUACGGUUACAGGUCUCUCAUCGCUCAUCUCUAUUGUCGUGUGUCUUGUCAUCAGAAAGAACAACUCUAAAAAACGAUACUCUGGCUGCAGUACCUCUGAGAGCUUGAUGUCUCCGGUUAAGCAGGCUCCGCAGAAGGCGCCCUCCGACACAGAGGGCCUGGUAAACAGCGUGCCCGCCAGAUCACACCAGGGCCCAGUCAUUUACGCGCAGUUAGAUCACUCCGGGGGACAGCACAGCGACAAGAUCAACAAGUCAGAGUCCGUGGUCUACGCCGACAUCCGGAAGAACUGAGAUGAGAUCCUAAGCUGUCCAAAGGAGAACACACACUCAGACUGGAAUUGCUUGAACAAGAUUUGACCCAGAGAACUCACAUGUGGCCUUUGAUGCCUAGGCUAGGACCAAUGCAUGUGCAUACAGAGGGAAAGAUAUAUAUGUAUUGUGUGUAAAUAGUCUAUUUAAUCGUACAGAAGUGAGACCAAUGUUGCAUGUUGAAAUGCGGUAAGAAUUUUUGCUUAUAAAUCGCUGAUAUUCUUUUUUGUAUCAUGUGUGACGAGAGAGAAAGUGAAAACUCACAUCACGAUUUUUAAAUAUUUUUAUCUUGAUUAUUAAUGGAGAAACUGGAAGAUGCCUGAAGAUUCUAGAUUGACCUGGAGAUUCUCUUUUUUUUUUUUUCUUUUUUUUUUUUUUGCUUAUAAGGCCUUCUUUUGUUGAGAUGAAUAUAAAGAAGACAUCUUCUUUAUAUCCACUGAAUUCCUUAUGUAUACAGGGUAUUUAUCUUUCUUUGGUCAGAUUCUCGGUAAAAGCUGCCUUCUCAUGUAAACUAGACCCUCUCACUUGGUCUUGUAAGCCAAAUUGUGACUCCUAGCUGUCAGAAAUGUAUGUCUUAGCAGUGUAAGUGAAGGAAAUCUUUAGGCCUACCUGACCUGUGUAACACAGGUCACAGAACUGUUUACUUCUCUAUGAGCCCAGCUAUUCAAGAUUAGUCCUUUGAGGUGCAGGGAUAGUGUUGAUCUAAUGAAUUUUGUGGAAUGGUAUGAAUGAAUUUUGUGAACACUAAGGAAAUAGUGAGUUAAAGGCAUAGGAAGCUGUAGCUGUAGGUGGUUACCUCAGACUCUGUUGAACCUUUCAGUGAAAUGUUUCUUCCUCAAAGCUGUGUCAUUUCAUGUAAGUGUGAAAAAGGGCUCCAAAGGAUCUGGAAGCUGUAGUACUCCCUUACUUCUCCCAUGGCUCCGUUAUACCACUGUCACCUCCUUAGAGGGGCUUUAUCUGUUCUUAAAAGCCUGUAGUGGAUGCUGAAUGACCUCUGGAGAAUGUCUAGGGCUCUUUGGGGUUUUUUUGAUGUGUGGUUUUUUUUGGUGUAACCUAUAUUUGCACAGAGGAUGCGGAAGGGCAGUUUAUUUCCUUCAUCUCUGCAAGUCUACUGCUUGAGUAUAGUUCCCCAGCUUUUUGUUUCUAGGUUAAACUCCUCCUAGAUUGUUAAGGAUCUCUGCUGAUGAGGAUCUUUCUUCUGCUGAUCCACAGUAUCCUGAAAUCUGGUACUCAGAGCUAGAAGUGGCAUUCCAGCAGAGAUCUUCUCAGAGUAACAUAUGGUAGAAGGAUUUCUGUUUUGUACAUCCUAAUGUGGUGUCGUUUGGCCUUUUUUUGUGGCAGCAAAUGAUUUUCAGUUUGGUCUCUCAUAACGCCUUGUCUCUGAUUCUUACCCAUUUCCUAGUUCUGUCUUGUUGCAUGGAAUCGGUCACAGAAUGGUUGAGGUUGGAAGGGACCUCUGGAGAUCAUCUAGUCCAACCCCUGCUCCUCAAGCAGGGUCAGCCAGAGCAGGUUGGCCAGCACUGUGUCCAGCUCUGAGUAUCUCCAUGGGUGGAAACUCUACAGCAUCUCUGGGCAAUCUGUUCCAAACAAGCUCAAGCCUAAUAUAACACCAAGUAAAUGAGAAAUAGUUAUAGGCCUGUGGAAGACCCUUUCAGAACCACAUUAGAUAAUCCUUUGAUUAUAACAGUGGAACUUUAAUAGCUGUUUUUUGUACAGUGGGGUUUUUUUUCCCCAACAAAGUUGGGCAUACCAACACUAUAUCCCUUCAUCAGGAUCAGCCUUCACAGGUUUUCUGACAACACCUGCCUUUAUUAGAAGUUGACAGCUUUAUUUCUGUAUACAUGCACUGCCUAGAUUUUAAGACAUUGUCCUCAAAGCCAGAACCAGCUUCUUAAAGCUGAGGCUCAAAAGGAAACCAUGGAUUAAUUUAUUCUGCUAGAUGUCAGUUCCUAAUCCUGCAAUAUCUGAAUUUGUGUAACCCUUGUUACGGGACUUGGCUGAUAUCAAAGAAAGGACGUGUUUCAAGAUGUUUUUAAGAUAUCAGUUUUCAGAUGUUUGCCAAGUCCUGUUGGGAGCUGAGACACUGUGCUGUGGCUCACUAACCAUUGCAGCUCUGAAAAGUAUGUAGCAUUUUAUUUUUUGGCAGUAAUGCAUACAAGAUGAAAAAUGAACAAAUUUCUUCUCCACAGAAGGCCUUUAAAUAUCAUUUUCUACUUUGAGGAUUAAACAGGGGGUUUAGCAAGACUCCACAUGAUGGGCUAUGAUGCUUCUUCCCAGUGCUGGAGGCUGAUGGAGUGGGACCUACUUGUCCCAGAUGCACUCAGGGGCAGUUUGCCAACUCAAGCUUCCAUCUGUUGAUACCGUCCAGUAUCUGUUGUGUGCCAAAGCACUGUUCUUGGUUGCUGCAGUACUCACAUUGGUGACUGUAGCCAGCAAAUUCUUUACUCAGAAGGUGGAGACGCCCUGGCACAGGCUGCCCAGAGAAGUUGUGGCUGUCCCGUCCCUGGAAGUGUUCAGGGCCAGG
Molecule: messenger RNA, 3409 nt
Organism: Manacus vitellinus (golden-collared manakin)
Lineage: Eukaryota; Metazoa; Chordata; Aves; Passeriformes; Pipridae
Gene: MPZL1
Product: myelin protein zero like 1
Cellular component (GO): focal adhesion; membrane; cell surface
Source: RefSeq, a predicted model, not a curated record